AAAAAAUAACUACUCAUUAUUUAUUUAAUAAAUAGAUUAAUUCUUUAUAUUUUCGUUACAUUAUUAAUAUUCUUCACGUUAUCAUUUAAAAUACAAGGAACACAUCAAUGACGUAAUCACGAAGAAAACAAUAUCUACGUAUUUCUAACCUCUCAUUUACCGUUCGGAGAGCUAUAUGUGCCGAAUAUCGACUAUAUUGCAGCGUAGCAACAACUAUUUAUAAAAUGGACAGAGCUCUAAAGAGAUUUCUUCGGCUGUAUCCAAUAGCGCGCAAAUGGACAAAUUAUGUAGCACCGUUACAGUCGGUGCAGAGGGUAUCGUAUAGCACUAACUUGACAGAUCACACGCAGUUCGAAGAUUUUACGUUAUCGGUGAAAAGAGAUAUAUCUCGGGUGAAAACUCAUACGAGCCAUGAAUUAUACAAAACUAUGAAAAUGUUGGAGGAAACAGCAGCUUAUACAAACAUGACUCUGAGCGAAGCCAUGCACGUGAUAACUGUGCUAUUUGAAUCGAUCAAAAACGACCGUAUAAAAGAUAUAGAAGGUAUAACGAAACACAGCGGCUUUAUACGCCUGUGUGAGGUGUUAAAUAGACACAUCAGAGUCAUGAAUACGUCCGAGAUUAUUGAGUGCUUGAAAAUAUUUACAUAUAUAAAGGUUUCAAAUGACAGCAUUUUAAUUCAGUCAUUGUUACAAAUGAUUCGCACAACCGUGAACGAUAUAUCACUUCGAGAUAUAAUUUUUAUAGUCUUCUUAUUAAAGAAGAUGGAUAGCACGCCGCUGAGAGAUGCUUUACUGAUAGCUUUGCCUUUAGUGUUUGAGAUUCAGUUGCCCACAAAGUUGGAUUCGGAUGAUGUAUCUAUGUUGACGUCAUCGUUACAAUUUAUAAGUCAACGCAAUAUAAAUAAUUCAGAAGUACAAAAUAUAAUAUUGACAUCUUUACGGGAGCAUAGAAAUGAGUUGAAUGCAAAAAUGGCUCUGUCCAUCCUUCACAGCCUAUGUUCUAUGUCUGAUCUAUCUCCAAUAGCUAUCGAAGUGCUAUAUAAUGUACAAAAGGUUCUCACAAGCAACGCGAAAGAAUUGCACGUUCGUCAGAUAAUUCAGAUACUUCACAGACUAUUGCUUACUAUUAGAGACAACAAGAAACAUGGACACAGAUUUUACAAUGAAGCAUUGAUAGAUGCUUUUAUCAGCUCAGCGUUAUCUUCGAACAUUGAUUUUGCUAGUGGUGUCGAUCUACUCCAACUGUUGAAUGAUCUAAAUUACGUGCAUAUACCCUUGCUGGAGUAUUUAGCAGCGAAAUGUUUCGAGCAACCGUAUCUGUUGAAAGGGGCAUCGUAUACCAAAGUAUUCACAUUUAUAAAGGGAUUUAUUAAUGCAGAUUACAAGCCAGUAUUCUGGGACGUUAUACGAGAUGCGAUAUUGGCAAAUAACAUGAAGUUUGUCAGCAUUUCUACGAUCAAGUUUGCCCUACAUAUGAUUGCAUUGGAUUGUUAUAACCCGAGUUUACUCGAUAAAGUGUUCUCCUACAAUGUAAAUAAUAUUCCAAUGAAAGAUACAUGUGCCAGGGAACUAUUACUCUUGUACCAGAGUGUCAAGACGUUGUAUCCGAAUUAUAAUGGAUCGUGGCCGUCGCAAGACCUAAUUCAGCAUGCUAUCGAUCUCGGUACGACAAAACCUACAUAUUCUUUGAGAGGGGCAUUAGAACUGGCGUUAGGUGGUCCUCAAUAUGUCCAUAAUGACUUGAAAACUAAGCUUGGCCAUCAUAUUGAUCACGUUGUUAUAAUGAGAAAAGGUGGCUAUCCUAUUGCAAUUAAUACAAUUGCAUCUAAUAAGGUGAUCUAUGUUGAGGAUAUAGAAACGCCAAGUAUGAGUCAAAUAAUACUUAUUUUCAAUUUACCUGAUGCUGCUUACGCUAUAAAUUCGCAAAGAUUAAAAAGUACAUGGUUGCUGAAAAUAAAAUCCGCGGAAGCACUAACAAAUUCCAAUACAAUAGCAAUAAAUUCUAGUUCUUGGUUCAAGCUACCCGAAUAUGAAAGAGUUCCCUACUUGAUGCAAGCUAUAAAGCUUAAAUGUGAGGAUCUCUCAGUGUCAGAAUUAUGAACUGAAUUAUUGUAUAGUCAAUAUCACGAAAUUAUAUUUUUGAAAGCCGCUUCUUCAUAAAUAUUUUAUGAAGCUUCUGUGAACAUUACGAUUAUAACAAAUGUAUGUAAUUGGAUAUUACAUAAUGUAAUAUUUUUCAUGCAAACGACAAAUAUAUGAAAUAAGCAACAAAAUGAUUCCAAACUAUAAUAUACAUUUCAUUUAUGUAAAAACAGGAACAUUAAAUACUAUUAUUAUUAGGUGAAAUAAAUGAUUUCACAAAGUUCAUUUUUUGUAUAUAUAUAUAAUGUAUGUGGAUUACAGAUUUUAAGAGUAAAAAGUUAUAUAAAAAC
Messenger RNA from Ooceraea biroi (clonal raider ant), 2434 nucleotides. RefSeq names its product FAST kinase domain-containing protein 2, mitochondrial. The record is from RefSeq and is a predicted model, not a curated record. NCBI's taxonomy places the organism in Eukaryota, Metazoa, Arthropoda, Insecta, Hymenoptera, Formicidae.